This is a messenger RNA of Lotus japonicus, 783 nucleotides long. Its product is annotated as kunitz-type serine protease inhibitor DrTI-like. Bases 44 to 631 code for a protein of 195 amino acids. NCBI's taxonomy places the organism in Eukaryota, Viridiplantae, Streptophyta, Magnoliopsida, Fabales, Fabaceae. Gene Ontology annotation, molecular function: endopeptidase inhibitor activity. The record is from RefSeq and is a predicted model, not a curated record. The transcript has a single exon.
AUAAAUAAAUACACAGACACACUCCUAGACUUGGAAGCACACAAUGACGACAAGUUCUUCAUUGCUUAACCUCUUCUUCCUUCUCCUUACCUUUACCAUAAAACUGAAAUUUGCCAUUGCUGGUGGUACUGUUAAAGACAUAGACGGCAACGUUUUGAAUAUUACAAGCAAGUACUCUAUCUUGCCGUCAAUUGAAAAUCAUGGCGGAGUUACGGUUGCUAAAACUGAGGUGAAAAAUCAACUACUUGUUGUUCUCUCUAGCAGCGCCUUGCCAGUCACAUUUACAGACUCCAAUUCAACAAAGGCCAUCCUUACCGAUGACAUUGUAUCGGUAAAUUUCACCAACAUUCCUAAAUAUAAUGGUUCUUCUUCUUGGAUUGUUAUCUAUGAUAAAUCGGCUAAAGUGCCAUAUGUAGCUGUCGGUAGUGCUAAAGAUUACCCCAGUCACCAAAUUAAGACGGGAACCUUCAAAAUUGAGUCCAUUGGUGCUCUCUACAAGUUUGUUUUUUGUAGUGAUAUCGCUAACACAUCUUGCAAAGAUGUUGGAGUAUAUCAAGAGAAUGGUGGAAUUAAACGUCUAGCUCUCACUGGAAACGCGUUGUUAAUUAAGUUCAAAAAGGAUAGCAUAUGAAUGUAUAUGUAUUAUCUUCUAUUAUUAAUAAUCGUUUUAGAUAAGUCAUAGUAAUAUUAACUCUUAGAUUCAAUCCUUUGAAAUUCUAAACACUAAUAAGGUCUUAGAACAACAAGAGCUACAAUUCUAUAUCCGUAUUCUAUGUUAGUUUA